This is a messenger RNA of Ipomoea nil (Japanese morning glory), 555 nucleotides long. RefSeq lists its product with no specific name. The transcript is spliced from 2 exons. NCBI's taxonomy places the organism in Eukaryota, Viridiplantae, Streptophyta, Magnoliopsida, Solanales, Convolvulaceae. The record is from RefSeq and is a predicted model, not a curated record. The coding region runs from base 19 to 513 and encodes 164 amino acids.
AUUUCCUCAAUUCUCAGGAUGGCAUCCUUCCCUCCCAAGGCUAUUUGCUUCAGUUCUCAGGAUGGCAUCCUUCCCUCAAAUGGCGGUGACAGUCCUCGCACUCCGAAAGAGAGUGUCUUUGAUCCUUUUGCUCCUGGACCCGAAGAGCUUCUCCGGUCGCCUCUUUGUCUGAAAAAGACUGCAGUUGCCCGUAUGCUGAAUUUCGAAGACUGUAUCCGUGUGCUGAAUUUCGAAGGCUGUACUGAGAAUGAUUCUAGUGUGGAUGCUAUGACCAGUGAUGAACAGCUGUUGGGAAGAUUGUACAGAAUGCUGCUGCGAAUUGUUGUUUCGAAACAUACUGAAGAGUUUCUUGCUGGGAUCCCGAAUCAAGUUUCUGAUUCUGAUGGAGGUAGCACGCCUUCUUCUCCACCGCUCUUAAGUGGAAUUGCUGAAACUUGCCCAGCUGCUCCCAGGAAGACCGCAAGAAAAGUCAUAAGCAUUGACAAGGACUUGUGCAAAAAGCUUGAGUUCUGAUUGCACCAUGAACAUGAUGAAGAUCAUGAAUGCAUGCCUUCU